CUGCCCUCCCCUCAUUCACGCCAUCUCCUCUCUACGUCGUCUCUAUCAUUUCGCCAGUCCAUGAGGCUAUGGCAAUCGCGUUGAUAGUUGUUAGUAUCGUGCAGCCUAAAAUAUUGCCGGUAGAACAUUUAGUACUCUUGCUAUGAGAGGGCGGGCUUCUUUACACCAGCACGCACAGCGCAGUUAACAAGCUCAGUAGGUACAUGUUGCACUUGCCAGUAAGACUUGCUGAAGUUACAUGAGGAUAUAUGGGCACACAUAUCAGAGGGACGGGCGACAAAAGAAAAAUAUUGGGAACUAGAACAUGUCUGAGUUCUGAGAUGGCCACACUUGAGGAUGAGUCUUUGACUAGCCAGUCCUGUAUUCCACUGUUUGCCUCAGAGGGUAUAGACAUCACAGCAAACAAGGACAAGGGAGUCUGCAAGAUUGUGAAGAGUCAUGGUACAGAAGGGGAUAGGCCUAUGAUUGGGGACAAGGUGUAUGUCCACUACACUGGCAAAUUGCUUAAUGGGAAGAAAUUUGACUCCAGUUAUGACCGCAAGGAGCCUUUUGUCUUCAAUGUGGGCAAAGGCCAAGUGAUCAAAGCAUGGGAUAUUGGUGUGUGCUCCAUGCAGAAAGGAGAGGUGUGUUUGCUGCUAUGUAAGCCUGAAUAUGGUUAUGGGUCUGCUGGCAGUCCCCCAAAGGUCCCUCCUAACUCCACUUUAUUGUUUGAGGUAGAGCUACUCAGCUUUAGAGGGGAGGAGCUUACAGAGGAUGGUGGAAUAUUGAGGAGAAUAAAGGUCAAAGGUGAAGGCUACAACAAUCCCAAUGAAGGGGCCACAGUCCAUGUGCACUUGGAAGGAAGGUGUGAUGGUUGUUUGUUUGAGAAACGAGAUGUUACCUUUGUGGUGGGUGAGAGUGAAGAUAAGAGUAUUCCCCUGGGAGUUGACCGGGCCAUGGAGAAGAUGCAGAAAGGGGAAUGCUGUCUAUUAUACUUAAAGCCAAAAUAUGGCUACGGAAAAGAAGGAAAGCCAGAAUAUAACAUUGGUCCAAAUGCAGAGCUGUUGUAUGAGGUCACCCUCAAAGAUUUUCAGAAGGCCAAAGAAUCCUGGGAAAUGGACUUGAAUGAUAAAUUAGACCAGGCAGUUCUGGUUAAACAGAAAGGGACCCAUUACUUCAAGGCUGGGCGGUACCACCAUGCCAUCAUCCAGUACCAGCGGAUAAUAUCAUGGUUGGAGAUGGAGUGUGGAGUUGGCAAGGAGCAGCAGCAGGCCAUCCAGGCCAUCCUGUUGGUGGCGCAUCUGAACUUGGCUCUGUGCUACCUACGCCUACGAGAGUACUCUCAAACAGUUGAAAACUGCAACAAGGUGAUGGAGCUGGACUCUGAGAACGAGAAAGCUUUGUAUAGACGAGGAGAGGCUCGUCUCUUGCAGAAUGAAUUCAGUCUUGCCCUGGUGGACUUCCAGCAAGUUCUGCAGGUGAACCCCUCAAACCGUGCUGCCCGUUGCCAGAUUGCUGCCUGCCAGCGCAAAAUGCGGGAACACCAUGAGCGUGAUAAAAAGAUUUAUGCCAACAUGUUCCAGAGGUUCGCUGAACAUGAUGCCAAGGUGGGCGUAUUGAAAAGGAAGAAGGAGGAGAGCGUUGGAGUGUUGGAUCAUAGUAGUUUAGUUGUGAAAAGGCCUUGCCAAAGUCAGGAUGGCUCAUAAAGCCACACAUCCCAACAGCCAGUGCCUGUGAUUGGGUGAAGCAGAUGAGUUGGGGCAGCGAUGAGAGGCAUGGAUCAACCCCAGCCUUCACAUGCCUUCACUACCAACCACAUGAUGUAACUGCUGUGAUAUGUCAUGAUGUGAUUGCUACCACUUGGGACUUAAAGGGGAUGAUGCUAGGAUAAAUUGUGAAUAAGAGCGUUGAACACUGAAGAGGCUGUAAACCUACAUCACAUUCCUACAAAUAAACAAAAAAACAACAAAUAAACCUCGCGCAAUCCGCACAACCACUGGGAUUUAACACUCAACCUUUGUCAUAUGCACCCCAUCUCUGCAAGGUAUAUGUAAUAAAAUUGAGUUUUAUGAUGUGGCAAACAGAAUUCAGUCUAAUACUGUAUACAGGAUAUGGGCAUAUUUUAUUCUGUAGGGAACAAUUUAUUGGUGAGUUACUAAUUGGCAGAACUUGUUUGCAGUGUUGUGGUGUAUAGAAGAUGUGUUGGGAUAUUUCAUGAUGCUUAGAUAAUUGACCACAAUGGACAGCUGGACUCCAAAAUACUGUAAUGUCCCCAUUAGCCAGUUUUGUCUUUGCUAUUGACACAAUGCAAUAUUCCCUAUGGGAACACAGAUUGGUGAUUGUCUGCUUGACUGAAAGGCUGUGGCUGUCAUGCAUACUCACAGAGGGUCAAAAAAGGUCUCAGAAGAGCUGUCUCUUGAAUCUCCAUGUCUACACAAAACGUCUGCAUGUACAUGCAUACAAACACAUACUCGUACAUAGGCAUGUGCGCAUGCACUCAUGUGCAUGCACAUGCACACACACGUAAACUUAUUUAAAGAGACUGCUGUUGCAUGCUUUGGUGGAGGUUUCUGGGUCUGUCUUAGACUUGGGAGCAUAAUUUAAAGGAACAACAAGCUUUAAACCUGUUAAACAGGAUAUGUUCUUGACUCCAGUCCAUUGUCUGUUACUUAGUAUUUUGCAUUUUACUGUGUAAAAAACAUUUGUGCUAGGGUCAUUCAACCACAUAUCUGAAAAAAUUACUACCACCUUUCAUCUAGAAUCAUUUUCCAAAACAUUGCAGCAAGGAUUAAUUAGAAUACGCUGCCAAUAAAAUUAUGAUAUCAGUGUGAAUCUUUUGGAAAAUGCAUGUUAACUGUUGGAUGUCGAUUUCCAAAAUAUUUGCAUUGCAUUUUACUUUUAAGUCCCUUCCCAUUUCAGAUUGUUGAGAUUAUCAUCAUAUUCCUGUAUGAAAUCACAAAUAUUUCAUGUUGGUUGUUAAAUCUUUUUGUUUACAGUUUUGAUGCAUUAAGAGACAGGCCUAUAUAUCUACAAAAAAAUAGAAGAAGUGAAUUAA
This is a messenger RNA of Electrophorus electricus (electric eel), 3034 nucleotides long. It is a transcript of the gene fkbp5, whose product is annotated as FKBP prolyl isomerase 5. Lineage: Eukaryota; Metazoa; Chordata; Actinopteri; Gymnotiformes; Gymnotidae. The record is from RefSeq and is a predicted model, not a curated record. Gene Ontology annotation, molecular function: protein binding; peptidyl-prolyl cis-trans isomerase activity.